This is a messenger RNA of Colletotrichum lupini, 291 nucleotides long. RefSeq lists its product as uncharacterized. NCBI's taxonomy places the organism in Eukaryota, Fungi, Ascomycota, Sordariomycetes, Glomerellales, Glomerellaceae. The coding region runs from base 1 to 291 and encodes 96 amino acids. The record is from RefSeq and is a predicted model, not a curated record. The transcript has 3 exons.
AUGGAGCAAACAUUCGGCAAGGACUCAUCGAAAGACGACUGCUACUUCCACGCUCCGCAGACGUCUGCGACAACUGCGAUUUGCGUCAUGUUGACUCCUCUUUCCCAGCUCCUCGUGUCCGACACGGUUAAGCUGGCAUUCGUGCCGAGCCUCAUCGUUGUGAACGAAAGUGACGUCUCGGCAAUGGCUAUCAUAUCGACGAAUAUCGCUGAUAGGUCAUGCACGCGAUCCCAAUUUAUGGAAGCAGGGACUUUAUCACACAAACUAGAAGAAGCUUCUCAUUCAUCAUAA